UUUCUUCCCUAGCAGUAAUCCGGUUUCGCUCCUACUACGAUCCCGCACCUCGCGAAGUUCUGGUUUCGUAUGCGGGAUCACCUCGAAGAGUGAACGACAACAGUUUUCGGGCCUCUUACUAGGCAUUUUCGUCUUUCAGACGUUAGUACUACGACUUGGUACUUUUACUGGCCUCGUCAUGUCGCGAUCAGCGUUCAAUUUCCUAACAGACGAUCUCAUCUGCGUCAUCUUCCGCCUGCUAAACCAGCAGUCAUCCAGCAGAUUCAGUCACGCCUUGGUCUGCAAGCGAUGGCAUGGCCUCGCUUGUCUUACGCAAACGACCAUGUUUAAUACGUCACAUAACCUGGCAGCAGACGCCGAUCUUCUGAAAACGCUUUCCCAGUUCAAGAAUCUGGCUUCGCUGACGAUAAACGGAUGCGAGAUAGAUGAGGAUGGCGAGUUCCUCCUCGGCCUUGGCUCCGUCUGUCCCAAGCUAACUCAUCUCGACCUGAACAAUCCGCGGGAGGCCGCGUUGACGUAUGAGGGAAUGGAUGCGCUUUCCACGGCAUGUACCAGGUUGCAGCACCUCUCGCUGAAUCUGCUCUCGCACGACGGAAAUGUUCCACCAUCGCUCUUCAGCUUACCUUUCUUGACUGAGCUUUCGUUGCUGGGAAACUUCGAGGAUUUUCCGGAGCAAGUUGGCGAGUUAAGUCCCCUGAAGAAGCUGACUCUCGGCCGUCCGAAUUUCAGUGAGCUUCCAGAAUUCGUCGGCCGGCUCACUGAAUUGACGGAGCUGCGUUUGAUGCGCUGCGCGUUUCUCGCCAAUCUUCCUGAAUCCUUUGGCGGCCUUAGCUCGCUAGUGAAACUGACCAUUCGUGACGCACAGGACUUGGAAGAACUUCCCGACGCCAUCGGCCAGCUUCAGAGCCUCCAGGAGUGCUUCUUGCACGGCGAACUGCCCCUCGUCGAGCUUCCUGGUCCCUUCUUCCAGAUCACCUCUCUGCGGAUUCUCGAGCUCGUGAAAUGCGACGAAUUUGAAUGGCUCCCGGACGCUAUGUCCAGACUCGUCUCUCUAGAGUCCCUAACGAUCGAGAGUUGCAAGAGCUUCAAUUCGCUUCCUGGCUCCAUCUGCAGCCUUUGCACCCUCCGUGUACUGAUCGUUAGGAAUUGCCCAGCUCUUGACGAUUUCCCACAGCGUUUAGACGGCCUGACCGCGUUAGAACGUCUAGAGCUGUACCACCUCAAAAGCCUUACUGUGUUUCCGGAUACUUACGUGCUGCCCAACCUUCAAACAUUUUGCUUCAAUUACUGCAACAGCAUUACCGACGUCCCACCAGCACUGUUCCAGCGCUGUAGCGGCCUCACGAGUCUUGAGUUCGGUUGGCCGGCAAGCAGUGAGGACACACAAGUGGGUGGCGACGUGUCUGCCAUCCACUCUUUCAUGUCCUCGCUUUGCCAGCUGUCGAGCCUCUCAACGCUCCUCCUGUUCGGUCUUCCCGGCGUAACUUCACUUCCACGUCAGAUCAGGAAUCUUUCGCAGCUGCAGCGGCUGACACUAUGCUCCUGUCCCGACCUCCGAUCUCUGACUAAGUCUAUUUGGGAACUUACAAGUCUCAGGGCACUUGUGGUUCUGGCGUGCCCGGCUUUUGAGGAUGAGAACGAUGCGAAUCUUCGAGAUCUGGACAGUGGUUGGGUCGACGGGAGAUUGCUGGGAGCAGGAAAGUUUUUCUGGACACGCUAGUGAGAACGCGAGGGCACUUAGUGCUUAGAGAUGCGAGGACUCGAGUUAUCUACGGUACAGUGAGGACUGGUGGGCUGGAGGGGGAAGUAGAGAGUUGGAGCACUGGAGAUUGGCUUGGGAAAGCAAUGCAGGGGGUCGGAAGUCAGCUUGCUGCUGGUGCUGGAGGGAUGGCGGCACCGUUAGUGACAACAGCGCUGCGGGGAAAUCCGUUUCUUCGAAAGUUGACAGACUCUGCGCUGCUCGGCAUUUGUGUAACAACGUGCAACCAGCUGCACAACACCCUCUGCGGUUCAGGUUCUGGGGUUUCUGAUUCCGAUUCCAGCGUUCAGCCACCCACCGUGCUGCCUCCUGUGGCCGAGCUUCGUAACUGUGACGGUCUGCUGACUGUUCUCUGCAAGGCUGUGGGUUUGCUGACAUCAAUUGCUCAUGUUGCAACUCAAGCAUCGCUCCUGCCAGUGCUUGCUGGUGUGAUUGAAACCGCAGGCUUCUGCAGAGCAGAUGUAGCGACUUUGUUCUGCCAUGAGAUUCAAUCCCUCUCUCUAACUGGGUCAACAUGAGAAUGGUGCAGUACGGUUUGCGGGUAUAUGUGCAACGCUGCACACUACAGUAGACAAAAUACAACCUUAUAAUCUAU
Molecule: messenger RNA, 2354 nt
Organism: Closterium sp. NIES-67
Lineage: Eukaryota; Viridiplantae; Streptophyta; Zygnematophyceae; Desmidiales; Closteriaceae
Source: the annotation of a GenBank genome assembly